Molecule: messenger RNA, 967 nt
Organism: Capsicum annuum
Lineage: Eukaryota; Viridiplantae; Streptophyta; Magnoliopsida; Solanales; Solanaceae
Exons: 2
Coding region: 261-767 (168 amino acids)
Source: RefSeq, a predicted model, not a curated record
AGUAUUUUUCAAGGGAAGCAUGUUUAGAGAAACAAAGUACUCCCACUAUUUUAAUUUAUUUGUCUUAUUGUUUAUUUUAUUUCGUUUAAUCUUUAGUUUUAGGUAAGUGACAUAUGCAAUGCUACCGACUUUAAAGACAUUUUACUACAUUUUUAUAUAGUUUAGUUUACUUUCAGAGUCAUUUUUUUUUACUUUAUUAAAUUUGAGGAUAAGGUAAAACCAGAUAAGUGAAUUGAAAGGGAGAGUAUGAUACUCUCCAAAUGCUAACUAUAUCAUUUGGUAAGCAGAAAGAUGGAAAUUUGGGGAAGCAAAUAACGAUAAAACAGACAGAAAUAUCAACCAAACAAGUAAUGGAGAGUAUGCUACUCUCCAACUCCUUUUCCCUUUGUACUUUUCUCCGAUUCAAUCACUCCCAACACCAGCACCAACACCAACAACAGCAGCUCUUUGUGGGUUGUCCUCAAUUGAAGUUGAAGAAGAAGAAGAGGAGAGGCAUAACAGUGGUGACAGGUGCAGGAGGAAUAAGUUCAAGCAGCUAUAUAUUUGCAGUUGUAUUCCCACUUUCUCUUCUUGCUAUCACCAUCUUCACUUCUGCCCGUAUUGCCGAUACCCUCGACCAGAAAUUCCUCGAAGAGCUUGCAGUAAAUGAAACGAUAAGGGAAGGUGAGGAGGAUGAUGGCAGUGCAGUCACUCCGUUAGAGGAAAAACCCGCUGCUCCUCGUACACGUAAUCGGCCCAAACGGGAAGUUGAACCUUCAUCUAAGUAGUCUUCAUUUAUUAAGGUGAAACAAUAAUCUACAAGUGGUUUCUUGGUGCACUUUCUCCCUACACCAUUUUAUCAUAAUUGGCUAGAAAAAUGUCUUUAUUCAGCAAAACUUUUUGUACUUUCUGCAACCAAUUCGAGAUGUAACAGUAUAUAUGUAAUGAAGAGCUAUUUCUUUUACCAAUAUAUUGCCAACUUCAGCUA